Messenger RNA from Bombus huntii, 6464 nucleotides. Its product is annotated as sodium-dependent transporter bedraggled. The transcript has 14 exons. The record is from RefSeq and is a predicted model, not a curated record. Bases 889 to 5454 code for a protein of 1521 amino acids. Gene Ontology annotation, cellular component: membrane. Gene Ontology annotation, biological process: sodium ion transmembrane transport. NCBI's taxonomy places the organism in Eukaryota, Metazoa, Arthropoda, Insecta, Hymenoptera, Apidae.
UUGGUGAAUGCACGCAUCGGACUCUCCUUGCCGACGUUCGUUCUUUCUUCAGUGCGUGCCUUACGCCUUACGCGGAUAACGUAAAGUAUUUGUUUCUUUCAUAUCAUCUACGUGGCGUAUUGUAGUGAAUAAUAUGCUUAAAUUCCUGGAUUACGAAAGGAAGUGAAAAGACUAAUAGAUACUUUUCAAAAUUGCUGAAAUCAACAAUGAAUGUUGAGUUUGCUGCAACUGUGCUAUUGAAAUCAUGUCAGUGCUCUGUUUGGUUUUUCGAGGGCCGACGUAACCAGUACCAAGAAUAACGGAUAAUAAUAAGUGUAAAACUGAUCUUGAUCUUAUUUAAAAAGAAUUGCAUGAUCAAAUUUGGUGACUCAAGUGUUCAUAGAUCUUUCAAAUACAGAUAAAAAGAAAGUUCUAAUAAAAGUGAAAAUUCGAAGUUUAGAUUAAUAAAUUAAUUGAGUUAUCAUUUAAAAAGCGAGAUCAUAAAACCAUAAUGAAUAAUAUAAUUAGACAUAAUACCACUUUUAGAUGAAUCUAAAUAACUGGGCAAGAUUUGAUAGAAAAUAUUAAACUAAGCGCAAAUGUGUGUGAUUUCGAAGUAAUAACGACUAUUCCGAAUUUUGCAAUGUUGAACUUCUGUUUAUAAUAUAAUGAGUGUAUAAGAGAAGCUGUAUAAUAGAACAUAUAGAAUUUAUUUUUUUUUUGUUCUAAUAGGCGCGCUUUGGGCUAAAUAAGCUUAUAAUAUUUUUAGAUGGCGUUAUCCUCAGUUAUGAUCGGUUUACAAAUUCUAGAGCAUUGCUAUAUUUUAAAAAAACAUCGACAGCUUUCAUUUGUUUGAAAUAUACAUAUAAAUUUCUAUAUAUUAUAAAAUGACUAGUUAACCAUUACAGAAUGACUUCGAGCGAAGAUGGUGAUUUGAUCGAUCUUGGAAACGAUAGUUGUGUACCACGAGUAUCGAUUCAAGAAUCAUCGCCUGACGAGCAAGAACAUCUUCUCGAUGUGUGCCUACCGAAGUUAGAACAAGCAUUGUCAUUAACCAGGAAGCAAGAACAAGUACAAUGCAUAAAUGACAACGGUGAUGUAUUAGUCACGUUAGGUCACGAUCAAGUGGUGCCGAUUCGUAAAAGAAUCGAUGUCGUUUCAUCCGAUACGAUAAAAAGGGUUCGUGACAUUACCAGGAACUUAGAACCAGUUAUAAGAAAGACUUGUUCCGACAUUAAUGAGGAGCAUCAAGACACGGUUGAUUAUGGAAGUUCAUCGGAUAACAAAGACGGACAUUAUUCCAGUGAAAAGCUCGAAGACGAUACGUUCGAGGCACAGGAGAUCAACGAUGCUUUCAAUUUUCUCACAGAACACGAUGACAACGAUGAUCCAGCUGAAGCGAAAUGUAACCGUUAUGACCAAGUUAUACAUUCACAUGGACUGAUCCUAUUAACCUCUCGUACCAUAAAAAACGAAGAUUUAUUGAAUUACAAUGGUAAAAGUGCUUCACAAGCACUAAACUGCUGGAAAGCAGACACGGAUUUAAAUGAUUCAGCUUUUGAAUUAUGUUCGGGCAACCCUUCUGAAAGUAUUUCGAGGAAACCUAGAUCCGAUCCUGUUGAUUAUGAGCUUGGAGCGAGUAGCAUUAAUGUGGUUGAAAAUCAUUCCGAAGAACAAACGUUUGUACGAACAGCUAAAAGAAGAUCAUUUCAGCAUACACAUCGUAAAUCUUGGACGGAAGGAACUACACUCAAAAAUGCAGCACAGGAUACAUUUUCUCGGUUCGAUAGGUCAACUAGUUUAAGAGGAUAUAAUUACGCGUCAUCAACUUCCAAUGGCAUUCAUCGGCAAUCCAGCUUUAUUUCGAGUUGUUCAACGGAGGAAGGAUUGGAAACGAAUGGAGAGGAUCAAGAGGACGGAUGUUCAGAAUGUUCGGAAGUAGAUUGGUCGUGGUUAGAGGAAGUAGAAUGUCCGCGGGCUACGGAGUCGUUAGCACCCGGUGUGGUUGACGCGGUUCAGGAGAACACCGAAGGAGGGAAUGCAUCCCCCACCAGUGAAAACGCAAGACGCAGGCGCGGUCGCGAGCAUCGUGCUACCGAGGCGGGCUGCAGUGUCGCGAUGUCUGUCUCCGGGACAGUAAAGUCCCUAGUGGUCGGUGGUUCGCGAUGGUUAACUUCCGAUCCGCCGUCCGACUGUAACGGCAAUAAUCAGGAUGAAAAUGUACGUUGCAACGCGAGCAACGAAACCAUCGAUCGCGAAACACGUGACAAUCCUACGCUUGUUAAUUCUUGGGUACGGGCUUCGAUGAGACGUUUGCGUCAUUUGAGAUUACCGGAAGAAACUGAACGACAACGAAACAUCGAUUUGAACAGUUGCCACGGAACUGUCGUAUCCGCGCCAAAUUCUUUGCCAGAUAUCGCUUUAAUUGCUCCAGAGAUAUUAGCUGCCCAAACAAACGGUACUUCCGGCACCCUCCUUAGGCCAUCCAGCGCUCCUGUAAGAAACUCGAAUAAUUCAAAUGUAGUGCCAUCGCGGAGAGGCGGAAGACAAUUUAGAGCAAGUCGAUCGCAAAGAACGCGAAGCCGCGACAUUACUUCGAGGCAAAGCAGCGUUUUAUCGUCGACUACGGGCAGUGAUACAACUGCUUCAGGAAUCACGACAUGUUCCAGCUCUUUUGGCGGUGCUUCUACGAGUCCACCUUCUAGCACGGCGACAAGUCCGCAACGCAUCGCUUCCAGACGAAUAUGUGACAGACAGAGAGACGUUGAUAGGGAUGAGGAUAGAGGAGAGGAUGAGGACGAGGAUGCUAAUCCAUUGGGAAAAUGGCCACAUGCUCUUAGUCCAGCCUUGGCGUGUCUUAGUUGCACCCUUGGUCUUUUUAAUAUAAGUAGAUUUUCUAUUCUUAGUGUACAAUUUGGAGCAAAUUUCAUUGUACAGUUCCUGAUUUUAUCUUUGGUAUUGGGUAUUCCACUUUUGACAUUGCACGUGUGUCUCGGUCAAAGAUUGGCGGCUGGAUCCGUGGAUAUGUGGAAGAUUUCACCCCUCUUUCAGGGUGUUGGUAUAGCUCUUCUAAUUGCACAAGCAUUCAUCGGUAUCUACAGUAUCGUUGGUGUGUCCUGGAUGUUCGUCUACUUUAGAGAUUCAUUUAUAACGAAGCAGGAUAAGUACCGAUGGGCAGAACCGUUUUCCUUGUACAGAGAAGAUAAACCUACACAGAAUAAUAGUAAUUUGCAUAAAUUAUAUGAGACAGUACCAGAUUAUUUUAGCGGAGUUGUCUUGCAAAGAAAUCAUUUAAACGAAUCAGAUCCCGGUGUCGUAACGUUAAAGUUUCAAGUGGCUUUCAAUUUAGCUGUUGUAUGGAUGAUCGUGUUCGUAUCAUUAAGCAAAGGUCUGAGAUCUUAUGGCAAAGUAGUAUAUGUUUUUACGUUGGUGCCUGUAUUUGGUACAUUAGUUCUUUGUACGAAAUUACUUGGCCUCACGCCACCAGGCUCUGUACAUCAACUUUUUCCUGCCACUGUGUGGACUGAGUUUUUCAUUAAUGGCAAAUCGUGGGUAGCAGCAUCCAUCGAGGUUUUCCUCACUUGGGGAUUACUUGGUGCAGCUGCUAUGCAGAUAGCUGCUCAUAAUAAGCACAAACAUCUAUUACAACGAGACACGAGUCUAGUGAUCGUGUUAACUCUCGCAGUUCUACUUCUCGCAGCUUUUCUGGCAAAUACUUGCGUGCAAGUUUUGCGACAUCAUGGAUAUAUUUACAUACCUAGCUCAUUUGAAAGAAUAUCGUCGUAUAUGUUUAUGCGACCUGUGAACCAGCCGGCACCACCGGGAUAUAGCAGUACACCAGAAAGAUUUAUGGCACAUGCGUCGUUUAUUGUUGGAGAACGUGUAACUCGUCCCGGUGCGGACUUUAGUGUUGAAUCUGGUUAUCAAGCCUUGAGAUUUUCGACUGAAUUGGUUCCUGCAACGUUAGCGUUACUAGGCACUGAACAAGUGUCACCAUUCUGGGCAGUUCUUUUCUAUUUUAUUCUUAUCCUAUUUGGAAUAGCUCAACAGCUGGCAAUAUGGCAUUGUGUAAUAACUGGUAUUAUGGCAAUUAAUGCAAAAAUGAUGAAGUUAUGGGAAACUACUAUUACAUUCUUCAGUUGUGCUUGUGCUUAUAUACUAGGCUUACCCAUGGCUACCGAGUUGGGCAUACACGUCGUAUAUUAUCUAGACUACACAAUUGGUGGUACAUGGUGGAUAAUGAUCUUAUACUUGGUGCAAGUUGGUGCUGUAUUCGCAGUGCGCGGACGUCCACAUAGUGGUGAAGCGGUAGUAGCCGAGUUGUUUCCUCCAACUGGUCGAUGUCUCAGACACUGGGCUGGUCCUCUUCUCUCAUUCACGUGGAACGUUAUACUGCCUGUUAUUCUUAUGGUACUUAGCAUUACAGCAUUUAAAAAUGCUGGAUUUCGAGAACUUUAUUCUUACCGACGUACCGCUAGAGAGUACUGGACAGUUUGGGCAAAACAACUCGGAGCUACAAUUCAAUUAGUACCAAUAUUGACGAUACCGGCAGUGGCGAUUAUACAAACAUGUCGAUACUUGAACAACGGUCCACCCGAUAUUUUUGAUAACAAUCAAGUGGAAGUUAAUAUAAAUCACUGUGAACAAUGUAAUGGUAGAAUUCAAUUAUUGUAUCGACCAUCUUUGGAGCCUGAUGAUCCACGAGAUGCGCAAACGCAUACUGGAAACGAUAUGAGUACCAGCAUUCACGGCAAUGGUAUCGUACAUACAACGACAGAAGUACCAUUUGAAGAUCCACCGCCAAAAUAUACACCUCCUCCGAGUUACACUACAGCAACGGGAGCGAGAAUAGCAAAGAUGUUGCGGCAAAGUUUUCGAAGAAGUGUACGUCGAAUAGCGAACGUGCUCGGUGAGAGCAGUACUCCGAGACAGAGACCGGCGCUACAACCUCCACCUCCUGAUUACGCCACUGUACUUGUAGAAAUGAAUCAAAGUAGGCAAACCCAAGAUGUAACAAUUCAUAUAACUGAAGCAAGAAACGAAAACAUCAAUUCAAACACUCAAAGUAAUGCUACCGAAAGACAUAGACCUAAUACGAUAGAUAGAUCAACAAGAAUUGGUGUGGUAGAACGCUCGAUAGAAAGAACGCAUUCGACGCUCGAAAGACCUCGUCGACCUUGUAUGACUUCAUCGAGCAGUUCGAAUUUAACUGCGGCCGAUGUGGCUAAUUUACUUCGUAGUAGCAUUAGGAGAGGGACUACGCGAACUCAACAGUCCCUGCGUAGGAGUUUCUGCCAAGACGAAUCAACGGUAGCAGCGUCCGUUGAGAAUCUAGUCGAGGCUGCAGCGCCGAUCGGUGAAGAAUCCUUGGUCCUUCCAAAGGACGUGUCUCUAGUCUCUAAUGAACAGGCUAACAGUAAUAGCGACGAUAAAAAGACUGCCGAAGAAACGGAUGAUUCCGUUUCUGUGAUAUAGACUAUAUCUUUCUUUUGAGCAUAUAAGAAGAAUAAUCUGAUGGUUAUUUAAUUUCUGCUGCAUAGUGUUACGGUGAUUUAUUCCUUGUUUAACUUGUAUUCAAUAUUCAUUUUCACAAGCUAUUCUACGAAAGAUAAACAAGUUGCUGAUGAUUUCAUCGAUCAAUGAUCGAAAAAAUAAUUUUAUCUCUCAGACUGAAUUCAGUAUUUUCUAAUCUUGUCACACUUGACAAAUAAGUGCAUAAUCUCAUCACUUUAAUUACCGUGACAAUUGUAUAACGCGCAAAUGAAAAUUGGAUAGCUAUAAGCAGUGAAACAUAUAGUAAACUCGUUUUGUUACUUACUACAAUAGACAUCGAUUUUAUAUUGUAUAUGUUGAACUUCAUUGAGGUUCAGUUUGCUUUCAAUCAGUCUAUUUUAGCAUUUUGGCAUUUUCAAUCGAGACUGUGUAACUAAAAUAUUUAUGUAAUAUAUACUACUGUAACAUUUUAGUAGUUUUAUGAUAUUAGUGUACAUACUAUUUUAACGAAUCAUAAAUUCGCUUAUUAAGCAUUUUCUUCAUUAACCAUGAUGGUUGUUUAAUGUUACAAUAAUAUAAUCCGUCCAACAUUCAUCAAAGCCUAUGUAUUAGUUUUUGUGCAAUGGUUAAAAAAUAUAUACGACGUAUUCUUUUAUUUUAAAAUAUUGCAAAAAAAUCGUGGAGAAAACAUGUACUGCAAUUGAAAUUAUUUAUCAGAGAGUAUAUACAUAAAAUGAAUAAUCAUUGAACUAAUUGGAUAGAAAAGAGCGGAGAACUCCAAUAUUAUUUACAUAAUUAUGUAGCAUAUAUAUAUAUAUAUAUAUAUAUAUAUAUAUAUAUAUAUAUAUAUAUAUAUAUAUAUAUAUAUAUAUAUAUAUGUAUGUAUGUGUGUGUGUGUGUAUUUUACCGUACAAAUAUUCUAAUAUUUCAUACGUGUAAUUGCUAUACCUGAUAUUAUGGACCAUAAUAAAAUUUUUAUGUUCUUUUUUAAA